Phytophthora infestans T30-4 is the source of this 561-nucleotide messenger RNA. RefSeq lists its product as uncharacterized. Bases 1 to 561 code for a protein of 186 amino acids. The transcript has a single exon. The record is from RefSeq and is a predicted model, not a curated record. NCBI's taxonomy places the organism in Eukaryota, Oomycota, Peronosporomycetes, Peronosporales, Peronosporaceae.
AUGGGGAGCAAUCAGCCCUCGUCUUCGCCUUAUGCCAUGACUAUUAGCAAGACCAAGGUGCAAGAGAUGACGUCUCGUCCAAGCUUCGCAUCUCGCAUGAUCCGACUGGUCUUCAAGCGGAAGCAACGCUCGAUGGAUACAGAGCGAGCCAAGUCUUGGCCGGGAUGCGCGGAACCAGUUACUGAGCUGGAGCCGACGUUCGUCAAAAGCCAUCCUAGCGCUACCAUCGCAAUCCCGAACAGUCUCACCUCUUCUGCAUCAUCAAAAGUGCCUACCACGUUUACGAGCCCUCACCGUGUACGUCAGUACGCAGUGGACGACAGUGAGAGCGAAGCCUCGUGGCGACAACGACAGACCCACUGCGCCAACUGCGAGCGGUUGUUUUUCAAGUCGAUGUCGUCGCUGAGCAACGCUGCCGGCCAAUUUUGCUCUCUGGAUUGUAAGGCCAACUUUGAGUAUUUGACUCAGCUCCAAGAGACGAUGAAUAUGGAGAUGAUGGCGGAUACUAUCGCUAGUAGAGGGCUAUUUGAUGAAAUUGAAGACGAAGGCCGGCGGUUGUAG